AUGAUAUUUGGUUUAGGUAAAUUGUUUUAUGUGAUAUUAUUGUUAAUAAAUUCAAUAGCGGUUUUAAGUGAGGAAAGAUUUUUAAGAAGGAUUGGUUUAAGUUCAAAUGCAAAUACUUCAUAUAAUAAUAAUAAUAACGCAUUUUAUGGAAGUCCACCUGCCCAAGAAAUAACGGCUAGAUCCAAAUUAGUCUCGUUAAUUAGUGCAAUUCAAACACUAUUAAGAAUUAUUGAUUAUUUAACAUUGCAUAAUGGGAAAAAAACAACAUUGAUUUGA
Molecule: messenger RNA, 276 nt
Organism: Saccharomycodes ludwigii
Lineage: Eukaryota; Fungi; Ascomycota; Saccharomycetes; Saccharomycodales; Saccharomycodaceae
Gene: YOS1
Product: Yos1p
Exons: 3
Coding region: 1-276 (91 amino acids)
Biological process (GO): endoplasmic reticulum to Golgi vesicle-mediated transport
Cellular component (GO): Golgi membrane; COPII-coated ER to Golgi transport vesicle; endoplasmic reticulum membrane
Source: RefSeq, a predicted model, not a curated record